Messenger RNA from Acinonyx jubatus (cheetah), 2539 nucleotides. Its product is annotated as keratin-associated protein 21-1-like. The transcript has a single exon. The coding region runs from base 113 to 529 and encodes 138 amino acids. Lineage: Eukaryota; Metazoa; Chordata; Mammalia; Carnivora; Felidae. Gene Ontology annotation, biological process: hair follicle development. The record is from RefSeq and is a predicted model, not a curated record.
CAUUACAUGCUCUGGCCCUUCCUUGUCAGUAUAUAAAGGUUCCAGGGUAGUAGGUGACAUUCAAACUUUGGAAGCACUCUUUCCCUCAACGGAAACCUUACCCUCUGCCACCAUGUGUUACAACUAUUAUGGAAACUCUUACGGGGGCUGUGGAUAUGGCUCUGGCUGUGGCUGUGGAUAUGGCUCUGGCUAUGGCUGUGGAUAUGGCUCUGGUUGUGGCUAUGGAUAUGGCUCUGGCUGUGGAUAUGGUUCCAGACAUGGCUGUGGCUAUGGCUGUGGAUAUGGUUGUGGAUAUGGCUCUGGCUGUGGCUGUGGCUAUGGCUGUGGAUAUGGUUGUGGAUAUGGCUCUGGCUGUGGAUAUGGUUCCAGACAUGGCUGUGGCUAUGGCCGUGGAUAUGGUUGUGGAUAUGGCUCUGGCUGUGGCUGUGGCUAUGGCUGUGGAUAUGGUUGUGGAUAUGGCUCUGGCUGUGGCUGUGGCUAUGGUUCCAGAUAUGGCUCUGGCUAUGGAAGUGGCUGCUGUACCUGCUGACCAUUUUGCUACAGAAAAUGCUGUUUUUCUUGCUGUUAGAACAUCGUCCUAGAAUAUUGUAUGCCUCUGAAGAAAUAUUUCAAGAUUAACAUUUUUCCCUAAAAGAUGCUUCAUUUUAUUAUCUCUACAUGCAAGUAAGAAUUGGAUUCCACCUGUGUUUACUUCAGAGAACCUGUUAUUGAGGAAUUAUGAAUGUUUCCAUUAUGUUACAUGAAAACAGAAGAUUUGAUUCUGGUUAUGUUCAAAAUUUAAAUUCUUGGUUAUCCUGUUCUAUGGUUUUGUAUUGUCCAUGAGCAUAAAAACUCCAUAUGUGGGAUAAAAGUAUAUUUUUUCAAUACAUAAAUUUCACUUGUUCCUGAAAGUUAUUGAGUCCUUUGGGCCAGAUUCAUCACCGACGUUAGUAUUUGUGGCUUCCCUGGAAGGUUGGGUAACCACUGUGUGAGCUGAACCUUCUGCUUGAUUUUGCUGUUAACAUAAGAUUGCUCUAAAAUGUAAAGUCCAGGGGUGUCUGCCUGGCUCAGUUGGUAGGCAUAUGACUCUUGACCUUGGGGUGGUGAGUUCCAGCCCCACACUGGGCAUGGAGGCACCUUAGAAAAAUAUAAAAUAAAAUGUAAAGUCCAAUUAAAAAAAUAAUAUGGUGCUGUUUCAGAUAGGAAGAUCAGGUUAAAAGUCUGAAGAAGUGACAAGUAGGCUGAUAUUUGGCAAAUGGAUAGACGCUAGAAUAAGGGGAGGAAUGUUGGAGGCAGGAGGGAGAACAGGUGCAAAGCUCUCAGCGGAUGGGAGGUUAGUAUGCUUAGGGACUGUAAGGAAGUCUGGGGACAGGAGAGCAGAAACCAUCUAGACUGGAGAGGUGAGUAGAGGCCAGGUCACGCAAAGCCUUGUGUUAUAAGGUGUUAAGAUUUGCUUGGAUUUUGUUUUAAGAUACUUAUUGGUUUAUCCAGCCAUUUGUUCUUGUCUUUGCAACUUCUUUCCUUUCUGUCUUUUUUCCAUCUUUUUUGCAUCUUUCAUAUCAAUACUAAACACAAAUUCACACCAUUUCCGUGUUUCCGCGUGUGUGGAUUGGACUAUGGAAGAUUGGAAGAAAGGUAUCUUGUUUGGAGCAUGUUGGAAUAAUUGAAGGGGUAUAGUGUCUGGUCUGGACUUGGAAAUUUGUAAGGGCAGCUCGGAGACGGGGGGAAGGGAGGAAGAGGCUAUGAGAGGGGGUACUUACAAGUGUGUACCUCAUAGCACUUUGUGUUGACACCACCAUUUUCUUCCCGUAUUUUAAAAUAUUUGUUACAUGGAAGAGAGAUCAAUAUUGGUUUCUUGGUUCCAGGAACCAGAAUUAGAUGAACAUGUAUGGAAUUAAAAGGAGGCUAACAUCUUAAUAUGUGACAGUUUUAAAACAUAACAGGCAAAAAUGGAUUUUGGUGUCAGAGAGGUUAUUCAGCUCUGAGGGUGUCUGGGUAUGGGCUACGUUACUACUUACUCUGGUUGUUACAGAGAAAUUAAAACACAUAGGAGCCAGUUAGAUCUGUCUGACUCUUAACACCUCACCCUAUUCUAAUUUUUAAAAAGUGCUGAUCCUAUAAUGUAAACAAUGCCUGCAAGGCAUAGAAUCAGAGUCACUGAAAAAAGUGGUAAUGUUCUUAACAAUGAUAGGAAAGAAGUGAAAUGAAAAACUUUUUAUAGAUUUGGAAGAUGGCCAGAGAUAAUGAAUAUAUUUUAUUACCUUAUCCUAUAGGAAGGAGACAAGGCAUGAGGCUGAGGUAAUAUGGCAAUAGUAACCAUAUUAGCAAAGUAAGGCUGUAGUAUCAGCAGAAGCUUAAACCUAGACAAGUCUGCACUGGUUUGCAUUCCCACCAACAAUGCAAGAGGGUUCCUUUUCCUCCACAUUCUUGCCAACGCUUGUUGUUUCUUGUGUUUUUGAUUUUAUCCAUUUUGACAGGUGUGAGGUGGUAUCUCAUUGUGGUUUUGAUUUGCAUUUCCUUGGUGUUGAGUGUUGUUGAACAUCUUUUCAUGUGACUGUUG